Molecule: messenger RNA, 1093 nt
Organism: Raphanus sativus (radish)
Lineage: Eukaryota; Viridiplantae; Streptophyta; Magnoliopsida; Brassicales; Brassicaceae
Exons: 7
Coding region: 183-869 (228 amino acids)
Biological process (GO): protein phosphorylation
Cellular component (GO): cytosol; EKC/KEOPS complex; nucleus
Molecular function (GO): ATP binding; protein serine/threonine kinase activity
Source: RefSeq, a predicted model, not a curated record
GACCCAUUAAUAAAAUGAAGUCGACAAAAAAAAAACUAAAUUGUUAACGAGUUUUCUUCGUUGUUCUCCUCCUCCGCCUCCUUCCCUGCGACGGUAACUUCGUCUUUAACCAGAUUCCUUCCUUCUUCGCCGGCUUAUACUCAUCAUUGUUGUUUGUGGAAGUUGCUUCCAAGAAACUUAGGAUGAUGGAUAGUGAGGGAGACCACGUUGGGAAGGAACCUCUCCUUCUGAUAAAACAAGGAGCUGAAGCUAGGGUGUUCGAGUCUACGUUUGUGGGAAGAAGAUCCAUCGUUAAAGAGCGGUUCUCGAAGAAGUAUAGACACCCGAUUCUUGAUGUGAAACUCACACUCAAACGAUUGAAUGCUGAGGCAAGGUGUAUGACGAAAGCAAGAAAGCUCGGGGUUUGUACUCCAGUCCUCUAUGCGGUGGAUCCUCUGCUUCAUUCCUUGACCCUCGAGUACAUCGAGGGCGUCUCUGUCAAAGACGUUUUCCUAGAGUUUGGUGCUAACGGGAUAGUCGAGGAACGGUUGGAUGAUAUCGCUGCUCAGAUUGGUGAGGCCAUCGCUAAGCUCCAUGACGGUGGCUUGUCUCACGGUGACUUGACCACUUCAAACAUGUUAGUCCGAAGCGGUACAAAUCAGCUGGUACUAAUUGAUUUCGGGUUGAGUUUCACGUCGACCUUGCCGGAAGACAAAGCUGUUGAUCUAUAUGUACUUGAAAGAGCCUUGCUCUCAAUGCAUUCUUCAUGCGGAAAUGUGAUGGAUCGUAUACUGACAGCAUAUCGGAAGUCCUCAAAGCAAUGGUCAGCUACGUUCAACAAGCUCGCUCAAGUGAGGCAACGAGGAAGAAAGCGUACUAUGAUUGGAUGAGCCAAAGAUCUCCAGUAACUUGUGGCUAUAAAAGCUACUCCAAAACUUGCUACUUGGUCCAAUAGAGGUAGGAAGAUUAUACCUUUGAAUGUUUAGCACAUGUGCACUUGCCUCUGUUUUAGUAUUUUGAUUACAAUCCAAACAGACUAUCAAUGUUGUUUCUGUGAGAGAGCACACUGUUUAAACUUUAACUCAUUAUUAUAUGAUGUAGCUAGUUUUCUUUA